Molecule: messenger RNA, 1393 nt
Organism: Myxocyprinus asiaticus (Chinese sucker)
Lineage: Eukaryota; Metazoa; Chordata; Actinopteri; Cypriniformes; Catostomidae
Gene: cryl1
Product: crystallin, lambda 1
Exons: 8
Coding region: 116-1063 (315 amino acids)
Biological process (GO): fatty acid metabolic process
Molecular function (GO): NAD+ binding; L-gulonate 3-dehydrogenase activity
Source: RefSeq, a predicted model, not a curated record
GCAUGAGUCGCCGUAGCUCCGCCCCUGGUUUGUGCACAUGAUGAACUGUCUGGUGAUAUUUGUGUUUUAGUAAAGUAGCUGUUAGUGGUUUGACGUGUGCAAACGAGACUUUGCGAUGAGUUCAUUAAACGGAAAGACAAUUACAGUUGUUGGAAGUGGACUGAUUGGCCGUUCCUGGGCCAUGGUGUUCCUUAGUGGAGGAUACAAGGUCAAGAUCUAUGACAACAAACCAGGACAGGCAUCAAGAGCCAUCACAGAGAUCAGGAAACAGUUUGAGGAACUUCAGCAAGCCAAAAUGCUAAGAGGAAAUCUCACUGCUGCAGAGCAGUUGAGUUUGCUCAGCAGUCAUGAUGACCUGCAGAAAGCCCUCGAGGGAGCUUUCUUCAUCCAGGAGUGUGUAUUUGAGGAUCUGGAGGCCAAGCAAACAGUCUUCCAAGAGUUGGAGAAUCUUGUCACCGAAAGCGUGAUUCUCAGUAGCUCCACUUCCUGCUUGAUGCCAAGCAAUGUGUUCUCUCUGGUCCAGAACCGAACUCGAUGUAUUAUAUCUCAUCCGGUAAACCCGCCCUACUAUGUACGUCUGGUGGAGCUGGUGCCACACCCGGAAACGCUGCCAGCUGUAAUGGAUGUUGCUUAUUCGCUAAUGACUGAUGUUGGGCAGGCACCUGUGAGUCUCAGGAAGGAGAUUGAUGGUUUCGCAUUGAACCGUGUUCAGUAUGCCAUCAUAGCAGAGUCCUGGAGGCUGGUUCAGGAUGGGGUUAUCUCAGUAAAGGACAUUGAUCUGGUGAUGUCCGAAGGCCUGGGCAUGCGCUACGCUUUUAUAGGUCCCAUCGAAACCAUGCAUCUCAAUGCACCAGAAGGUAUAGACGACUAUCUCCGGCGCUACAGUGAGGGCAUGAAGAGAGUUCUUAGUUCUUUUGGGCCUGUUCCAGACUUUUCUGGAGAGGCGGCAGCUACAAUCACAAAAGAGAUCUGCGAGCUGAUCCCUGGUGAGCAGGAGCACCUUGCAGCCAGGAGAGAGAGAAGAGAUCAGCUGUUGAUGGGUCUGGCUAAACUGAAGAAAUGAUGCAAUUUCAUAAAACUACAUGAAAGGAAGAUUCAUAAACAUCUGAGCCAAGUUGUCCUUAGUAUUUUGGAAUACAGACAAGUGGAGGAUCCCCCUUCUGAGCAACAGCAUGUUUCAUUAUAUAUAUAAAAAACUGUAUCAAAAGAUAAUCUCAAAAAAGACUGAAUAUCCAUGCAAUUACCUUCAAAUAAUUAUGAACUUACCAGUAUUUUUAAGACUUAAAUUUGUAACAAAUUUUGUUUAAUUGAAACAUCUGCAGCACUUUUUCGCUCAUAGUAAAUGUAUUGUGAAAUUCAUAAUUAAAGGGAAAAUAAAUGUAAGCAAUCUCCA